AUGGUAAGCCACUUCUCGAUUGAAUCUGCUGUCUACCCCAAGCACGUCUGGUCGCCGGCCGGUGGUUGGUACGCCCAGCCCGCGAACUGGAAGCGCAACACCGCCGUCAUUGGCGCCGUCAUGGCCGGUGUCGUCGCCGUCAUCUGGAAGAUCAGCGCCGAGAAGGAGGUGCGCUACGUGAUGCCUCAGGAGGGCCGGUUCUUCCCUAGCAGAUACUGGUCGAAGCAGUUGAUCGAGUACGACAGAGAACAGGCCGCGCGGAAGGCCAAGGACACGACGCAGGCGGAGGCGGUUCAGAACUCAUAA
Colletotrichum spaethianum is the source of this 306-nucleotide messenger RNA. RefSeq lists its product as uncharacterized. The record is from RefSeq and is a predicted model, not a curated record. Bases 1 to 306 code for a protein of 101 amino acids. The transcript has 3 exons. NCBI's taxonomy places the organism in Eukaryota, Fungi, Ascomycota, Sordariomycetes, Glomerellales, Glomerellaceae.